CUAAAGAUGGCGUUAGCGGCUAACACAGGCGAUUGCAUUUUGUUUCACAAAAAUUAUUCGGCCAGUGGUAACAAAACAUUGAUCAAAUAGAGCUUAAAUUCGUCAUUUAAUGUGCAACAAUAUGUUAUAUUGAGAAAAUACACGUCCAUUAUGUAGAAUAGCGCUUGCUCGGCCUUUUCACGAUGUAGGCCUGUUUUAUAGGGAGUGAACCGAAGCUGUUGGAACUCCAUCUCCCGACAGCGACUGCGGCGUCAGGUGGUACAACUUUACUUUUUCAUGCUGGUAUCUGUAGUUUUCUGACCACACCAGAAUGUGAUUUUUGCUGAAACUUUGAAAAAAUACGAAUGAACCCAGUGAGAGCAUAUUAACACCAGCUGAGUAAUUAGCUAAAAAUUUUAAAGUGAAAGGACAUGUUUAAUUUUUCAGCAUUUCACUGGAAGCGCCCAGUGAUGCUCCAAAGUGUGUAUAGUAUCUGUCCAAACUGAGAGGAGGAAAAUUAAGAUAAGUGAACCCGUUGCCUGACAUUCAGAGAGACCAUGGCUGCAACACCUGUGCAAGGUGACUGGAAGCAAUCUCGAGCAACCUCCAAAGAAGGGCACACAUCAUCACCAGAGUCUUCUUUGACCUGGUGCUUGGCUCACCUGUCCAAACCCGGAUCAGGGGCUGAACAUCACGGGCAUGGCAAGGCGGACACGGGCGGUGGCAGAGAAAUGGACAAGAGGUCCAGAGUCUCUCAGUGGCGAGCCCUGGUUGCUAUCCGCACGCAGCACAUCAAGGGAGACAAGGCUGGCAUUGCCAGAUUCAGAACUCAGGGUGGUCUCCGGCCCCUGCUGAACCUGAUUAAACACCCAGAGUGCUCCAGGAAAACACUGGACCUGGCUCUGAGCAUCCUGGCCAACUGCUGCACUGAGCUGGAGACACGUAUAGAGGUUCGUAAGCUUGAUGGAAUAAAUAUUGUAGUGGGGAUCCUGAAGAGAAAUGUGGCGCUGGAGACCGUCCAGAACCGAGCGGCCCGUGCUUUGGGAAACUUGGCCAUGGAUCCAGAGAGCUCUGCACUCAUCCACUCUGCUGGUGGUGUUCCCCUUCUCCUUCUCUGUGUGUCUCUUUCCUCUGCCCCGUCCUCCCCCACUGCUGCUCCACCCAAAGAGCCCUGUCCUAAACUGGAGUGCGCUCAGUCGGCUGCUCGGGCCCUCCUCUACCUCUCGGACACUCCCUCUAACCGCCUGUCAUUGCUCACCCAAGGGACCUUAUCUGCCCUCGCUCCUCUCAUUGCUCCAGAAUAUCCCCAGGGGCUGAGGCGGGCGGCACUUAGGACCCUCCACGAGCUGACCCGGGGCUGUGGUUUCGAAUGUGCCAGGGAGGUCUCCCGCUCUGGGGUCCUCGCUCAACUCGGUGUCAUGGCGUCAGGGGAGGCUGGUAAACCUUUUGAGGAGCUAGCACUGAAAACUCUUGCCAACAUGUGCUCCCAAGGCUGCCUGCGCCCUCUGGUCGGGUCACUGGGGGUCAUUCAGAAGUUCACAGAGGAAGUCAAAAGGGACCUGCUGAAGUCCGGAGUCUUCCUCAAGGCACUGUGCUUGUGCUGCAAGGAGGCGGUCAACCGGGCCAAGGUGAAGGAGAGUGGUGGAUUAGAGGUGCUAACUGGCUUUUUGUCUGCUCAUCAGAGUCAUCCACUUUCCCGGCUAGCCAUUCUGGCCUGUGUAGACUUUGUUUUUGAUGAAUCUGCCAUGGAGCUGUUGCAAGAGUUAGGGCUGGUCCCUCUGCUUGUAGCACGACUAGUCGAGCUCACCAGAGGAGAGGAACAAUCUGCUGAGAAGAUGGAUGUGAGCAUCGCAUCGAACAUGUCUCCCACUGAGCUCCUGCCCUCGUCAUGUUUUGAUUCUUUUGACUUUCCCCCUCCUGAGGGCUACAAGAAGGAAGAAGCUGGUAGGGAGCAAGGGCUAUGUUCAUCAAGCUUUCAAAGUCUCAGGUCCUGGUUGGUGUCUGAAGGACUGAUCUCUUCUGAGGGUGACCUGCUGGAUUCCUCUGGUGUUGACGCGGAAUGGGGGAGUCUUCAGAUCCUACCGUCUUCAUCCCCUCAAACGUCAUCCCCAAACCCUGAUUCUAAGUCUCCUAAAAACUCUUCUUUGUCCUCCACUACUCCCUCUUCUGCUUCUAAAAAAGCAGCUCAGCUUUCCCCUGUGUCCUCUUCAGCCCAGUCCCACCUAUCAUCCCCGUGGAAAGUCACUGAUCAGCCUCCCUCUAGUCCUCAGGCCUCUAGUGCACUCACACCCCAAAAUCAGCCCAGUUCCUCCGCUGUCUCCUCUCACGCUAAAGCAGCCCAAACACCCGUGUCUCCCUCAAAGUUCUCAUCCCCUCACAGAAGGAGGCAGCGGGCUCAUUCAGCAGCCUCUUUGACUAAGGUCACUCUUGACAACCCUCCCUCUGUGCCCCGGCCGAUGACUUACCACCACCCUUACCACCCGGAACCCUGGACGCCCGAGUCGCCCAUCCUGCUGCUGCUGUCGCGCUUCUCCCAUGCCACGGACCCAAGCGCUGCUCUGGUCAGCUCCGGCGUCAUGUCCGGCUUGUUGUAUUACCUCACCCAGCACCAGGAUCCCAGCAGCAGGUGCUUCCGCAUGCUUUGCCGACUGAGCUGCAACCCGAACUGUUUGCAGGCGCUGGUCCGAACGGGCUCAGUGGCACUGAUUCGCCACCAUCUCUGCCAGAGAGAGGGAGGGUUUGAGGGAGAGGAGAGGCAGACGGACCGAGUGAAGGCCAAAGUUAAACAGCUUGGUGUUGCACUUCUCCAUAAUCUCCGUGUCCAGUGUGAGUCUGGAUUUGGCUCUGGGGUUCUUGCACAUGUGAUGCUGUCGGGCUCUGAGUCAGACAAGAUGAACUGUGCGCUGUCUCUGCCAUUAAUCAGCAGCAACAAGUCCCUGUUGAAGAAACUUCUUCUGGACAGCGGUGGGCUACUCUUGGCUCUGCAGCCACUUGGUUGUGAUGAUGAUGUGGAUGAAGACAACCCUGCUGAAUCUGGAAGGUUGCUUUCUGACUUGUUCAGUUCUCCUUAUUCAGGCUUCACCUCUCAGGACCACUCACUGUACUUUUCUCUCCUGAUUGGAUGCCUGUCUACCCUGACAGGUAGCACUAAAGCUGAGUUUGACAAAAAACAUAGAAAUCCAGUUGUAACACAGUCAGUCAGUAAAAUUGGCAGAGUUUCACCCCCUCCCUCAAAAAAGCCUCGGCUAGCUGACGUAUGUCCCUAUGGUCUCUCGAGCUUUGACCUCCUCUUGCUGCUGGACGACGGCAGUCAGGUCCCAGCCAACAGGGAGGCUGUGGCUGGGGUGGAGGGGGCAGACGGGGUCGGCUCUGAAUACUUCAGGGCUCUGUUGAGAGGCGGGUUUGGAGAAGCUCAGGGUAAUGCAGAAGAAGCCAUCCACAUCAAAGAUGUUAGCACAGGCAUGUUAUUACCGGUGCUGCAUUACCUGCAUGGAUGUCGCCUCACCGAGGACACAGAAACAACAAGGGAAAGGGAUGAACGAGAGAGGGGAGGACAGUGUCAGAUUCUGGACUCAUUCGUCCUUGAAGGACUGAGUAUCUGCCUCAAGGAGACAGAGGAGCACUCAACAGACGACUUGGCUUUCCAGAAAACACCUUUAGGUGAGAUAAUGAUUGGAGCGUGCCGAUUUUUGGUGACCGGGCUGCAGAGAGAGUUGGAGGGUCUCUGUGUGUCUCUUCUUCUUUCCUACUCCACCAAGCUUGCUAGUAGAGUUGCGUCACCUCCAACAGAGGACAACGCCGAAAAGGCUGCAUCUAAAAUGGACCAAGAAUGUCUCGAGUCUGCCGAGGAGAACCUGGCUAAUCGGACAUCUGAGCUAGAGCUGACUGGUUUCGAGAUGCAAACAGAAAAUUUACCAGGACAGACGAAGAAACCGAACAGUUCUCUAAAGCAAACAAACAGCAAGAAAAUCUCUUUUGCUGGAGCAGUUCAAAAGGUCAACAGAGGACUCGACACAACUUUGGCGCAGAAGACAAUUAAAAGUGUCAAAUCAAGCUCUGCGUCAGUUGCUGACAAAUCACUCGAUCCAGAAGAGUUGAUGUUAAGACCAAAGUACCCUAUUAAAGGUUCAGCACAGCUUCUGAAAUCAGCGGCUCAGGAUUCCUUCUCUUCCUCAGAAGCUGGUUCAGGAGUUGGGGCUCUGGCUGGUCUCCUCCCACAGGUAUACUGGUUUUCCCAGCACUACAGCUACCCGGUACUGGGUCGGGCCUGCCUGUCUCUGCUGCUGGGCUGUCAGGACUUUCCUCGGCCCUUCUUGUCCUCCUCCCUUGCUGGGGAUUGCCUUCGCAGACUAGCCAGAGAGGCUGACUGUGCAGAGACUCUGAAACGGGAUCUACUAAGUCUGGCCUCACUAGCUCUGAGUUGAGCAAGGAGGGGAGUUCUGAGUGGAGUGAUUGGUGGCGUGAAUUCAGUGGGCACAGAUUAAGCGAGAGUUGACUAGGCGUCUUGAUAUAAGCUUCUAGAAAAGUUGAUAGUACAAGUGCAGGUUAUAAUCACAGCACGAUUAUCUGAAAAACAUGCUGUAUCGAUUCCUUCAGCACUAGUAGAACUGAAUGUUCAUUUAUUUUCAUAAUUUGGAAGCAUACAUUUCUAUUCAGUUUUAAUGUAAAUCGAUAUAAACUGUAGCCCGUCCCAGCA
Messenger RNA from Xiphias gladius (swordfish), 4675 nucleotides. It is a transcript of the gene armc5, whose product is annotated as armadillo repeat containing 5. Gene Ontology annotation, molecular function: protein binding. Gene Ontology annotation, cellular component: cytosol. NCBI's taxonomy places the organism in Eukaryota, Metazoa, Chordata, Actinopteri, Istiophoriformes, Xiphiidae. Gene Ontology annotation, biological process: anatomical structure morphogenesis. The coding region runs from base 537 to 4403 and encodes 1288 amino acids. The record is from RefSeq and is a predicted model, not a curated record. The transcript has 7 exons.